Molecule: messenger RNA, 4321 nt
Organism: Alexandromys fortis (reed vole)
Lineage: Eukaryota; Metazoa; Chordata; Mammalia; Rodentia; Cricetidae
Gene: Cox19
Product: cytochrome c oxidase assembly factor COX19
Exons: 3
Coding region: 80-358 (92 amino acids)
Biological process (GO): mitochondrial respiratory chain complex IV assembly
Cellular component (GO): mitochondrial intermembrane space
Source: RefSeq, a predicted model, not a curated record
CUCGGCACUUCCCGGGCCUGCUCGGUGCUCGGCCGUCCGCCCUGCGUUGCCGCUGCGCCCUGCUCUUGAUUCCGCCGUCAUGUCGACCGCAAUGAACUUCGGGACCAAAAGCUUCCAGCCACGGCCACCAGACAAAGGAAGCUUCCCGUUGGACCACUUCGGUGAAUGUAAAAGCUUUAAAGAAAAAUUCAUGAAGUGUCUCCGUGACAAGAAUUUUGAAAAUGCUUUGUGCAGAAAUGAAUCUAAGGAGUAUUUAAUGUGCAGGAUGCAAAGGCGACUGAUGGCCCCAGAGCCACUGGAGAAGCUGGGCUUCAGAGAUGUGAUGGACGAGACGCCGGAGGCCAAGGACAAAUGCUGAGAAGAAAACCACGGGCCAGCUCCCCAACUGCCUGAAGCAGAUCUGAGCCCUUCUGCCCACAGAGCCAGGAGACCCGAGGCUCACCUGUGCUGCUCAGUGGAGGGAGUCCCCAAGGGGACUGGAGAGCACCCCAAAAUGCUUCCUCAGCUGUCCUCACUUUCCCUCAGGCGGUGGUCUUAUUCUUCCAACUGUGUGUAUCACAGGAUCCCCUCAGGGCCGAACUCCGAUGUGAUAUCCUGCCCAGUGUGGCCAUCACACCACAGAGCCCGGACAGCUUUCCACAGUGACUCAGCCUGUCACAGACCCAAGUCUUUAUACUAGAACCUGUCAGUGAAACCAUGUGACGUCAGAAUGUCCGUCCUUCGUGCUCAGACACACACGCACCAACUCGCCAACUCGUUUCCCUUCGUCUCUGUUCUUUUCUUUGAACUAAACUGGAAUACAAAGUAGGAAGUGGGAAACUGUUUGACUUUUGACAUACUUGACUUCUUGUUUUGUAUGUUUUAAGGCUUGGUCUCCUGUAGCCCAAGCUGGCCUCAAACUCCCUAUGUAGCCAAGGAUGACCUUGAACUCCUGAUUCUUCUGCCUCCAAGUCCACAGCCGGGAUUACGGGUGUGCACAUUGCACCUGGUUCAUGAGUUGGGAGAUGGAUCCCAGGGCUCCCCGCAUGCUCAGCAAACACCCCACCACCUGAACCAUGUCCCCAGCACAGUACUUAUUUUUAAAUUGCAUAUUAUUUAUUUAGGGGAGCGCUGUCCAGUGUGUGUGUGUGUGUGUGUGUGUGUGUGUGUGUGUGUGUGUGUGUAAGGACAACUUACGGAGGUCAUUACUUUCCUUACACAUGUGGGUCCCAGGGAUUGAACCCUGUUCACCAGGCUUGGUGGAACUCGUCAACUGAACUCUCUUAUUUUUCUGGUAUAGCAGCGGGUGUCUUUAUGCUGAGGGUCGUCUUCUGGUCGUUCUGAGUCAGUUUCCUUUCAGGAACCCACUGUGCGCCGCCACAGGGCACACCAGCAGUGCCCUAGAACCUGGGCUAGUGCCAGCUACUUUUUCACUUCCUCAGCCUGUUAGCCCCGUGUGUCGUAUCGACCAGUGCUGGCUCGAGACCCCGGGUGCUGAACGGUGACCCUGUCGUGGGCACAGUGAGCAAUGCUGAGCUGUGGGUGUUUGAACAUUCAGGCGCCUUCAUGCUGAGGCACCUGACUGAGGGCUUUUGCCAUGUGCAGGGUUCAAAGACAUCAGCAAAAUACCAAUGCCAGAUGCCACCAGGCUCAAGUCCUCUUUGUGUCUUCUGGAGCUGUCGGAGAAGGGCUAGCCCAGACUGCUUGCCUGGCUUCUGUCUGACUGGUAAAAGGUGGUGAGAGGUGGGGGUUAGGGGUGCAGGUAUGGUGGCCCACAACGUUAGCGCUCAAGCAGAGGCAGGUGAAUCUCUGAGUUCAAGACCAGCCUGAUCUACAUGGUAAAUUCCAGGACAGCUAGGACUACAUAGAGAAACCCUUUCUCAAAAACAAACACAAAACCACCAGGGAGGGGUUGAGGACUCUGCAUGUUCAUGUUGGUCUCAAUGGAUAUGACUGUCUGGGAGCCCCAUUUUCUGUUGUACAGAAGGGCUCUUUCUUAGUUAAACCCACGGUCAGGUACCCCAAGGUCUGCGUGUUUCCACAUGCUCGCUGAGCUCAGCCACACAGCGCAGGUCAGCAGUGAUGGCUCCCACUGAACAUUUGGUGCUGUCACCCAAUGUGACAUGGUUCUAUGGCUCAACUGUACAGUGUCGCCAUAGCCUUGCUCAUAAUUCCCAAGCUCACUCCCUGGAGUGCAGGAUGCGCAUGUGAGCUGCAGGGCAGGAGAGCUGCAGAGUGUCACCUGCAGUGAAUCCUCACCACAGACCUGGACAGCGCAUAAGAAAAUUUUGAGCUAGCCAGGCAUGGUAACACUGGGGAGGCAGAAGCAGGGGGAUCCCUGUGAGUUCAAGGCCAGCCUGAUCUACACGGAGUGAGUUCCAGGACAGCCAGAGCUACACAGAGAAACCCUGUCUGGAAAAAUGAAGAAUUCUGAGCUGACAGGACACAGCCCCCGGCCUUAGCACCUCCACUGAAUGAGUAAAAUCUGCCGUGUGUUUCAAAGGAAAAGGUGCAGGAGGCUACACAGCCAUCCACUGUAGAAACAAAUCAGAGUAAACGAAGCGGGUACCUGAGCACAGCAUGGUGAACCUUCCAGCCGAGCAGGAAGAGAAGAGAGCGAGCAGAGGAAAUAGCCGCUUUUUUAAAGGGAGUGAGACCACGCCCCAAUGGGCUGGUAUCACAGCAGCUAUUGGUUGGAGGGGCGGAAAGACCUCCCGCAACACCUCCCCCUUUUAUUUAAGUAAGAGAGUUCUAAACCUACUAUGAAAUUAUAUACAAUAAGUACAAAUAUCCUAUUCUAACUAGCUUAGGUCUUGUAUAAUAAAUAACUUGGCCAAGUCGUGAGAAAAAAGUAACUACAUUUAUAUAGUCUUCAACCCCAUCAAAGAUCUGAGAAGGGAAAUAAUGUUACCUGGGUAAUUAGGAAGUUCAGUAAAACAACUUCCAAAACAUGCAACAAAUCACAGAGACAACUAGCUACCUGGGCAAUCACCCAAAGUCAUGUUUGCAGCGUUGAAGCAACCAACUUUGGCUAAGGCCUAACAUAACUGACAUACCAUUUUCAAAGGCAAGCAACUUUUCAAAACUAUCUUACCCUGUCUUGGCAGGAUAUGACAGUCCUGUUUUAUUUAUUGAUGCACACUCUGUAUCUGUCAGUUGUUGAGGUAUGGGCAUUUCUUUGCCCCAAGGCCAGUUCUGCCAAAAAGAAAGGCUCCAGGUGGAGUGUCUUUGGUGCUCAACAUUCUCUCGGGAAUAGAGCGGUGUUGCCAGGAGCAAUUGUGUCUCACUACCACAAAACUCUGAGUUAGAUUAAAGGCCAUAUUCUACAGCUCUUCAAAGAGGUUGAAGAUUAUCUAUCUAUACUGAGUAUAAUCUCUAUAUAUCUAAAGAACCUGAUUAGUCUAAUUAUAAAUGACAAACUUAGAUGACUAUUAAUCUAUAUAAUUCUCAAUAUCUAUCUAACUUAAAGACUAAGACAAUAAACAACUGUGCAAUAUAUGGAGACAACGAUCUUCAUCUGUAAACAAUGUCAUUAUAUAUCAAAUGUAAACAAUGUUAUUACAUAAAUAGUAUCAGAGGUAGAAAUGUACAUUGUGAUAUGGUAGAUGUAUCAAUACAAUAUAAGCAUACUCUUAUACAAAAAUAGAGGUAGGAAUACUCACAUUCAAUAUUCAAUAUGUCAAUAUACAGGAAACAGUACCAAUACAAUUUUCUAAAAACAGUAACUCACAAAUACCAAUCAUCCCAUCAAACCAAUUAAUCCCUUUUUUUUUCGAACAUACCCCUAAUUCCAUAAAACAUCUCCCCAUCCCCUCAACCCCAAACCAACGACUAAAAGAUGUCCCUAACCCUGAGGGCAAACUCUGUUGGGAGAGGGGACAUCGUCCUCUAAGAUUGCUUCAAGCUGACAUGGGGGCGAUGUUCUCCUUAGGGGCUCUUGUGAAAGCAAAUGAUGGUAAAAUUCCCAAAUUAACCUUUGACCUAAGAAAAUUAUAACUAGUCCCUGAGUGCUAUGAGAAGGCCUGGCCAGAGUGUUGUCAAAAAUGUGCACCAUUCGAAAUUGUCUUGUGCAGUUGGUACCAAAAAACAGGUCUCAUACUAGCGUGUAAAAAAGAGAAAAAGAAAAAAAAUAUUCAUGACGUCAUAAAAACCAGGUUGAGUUGAUGUUGUGGGGCCCCAUCUUCAUCCUGGAAACUUCAAAAAUUACUGUAGGGAAAUUUGUUGCUUGUUAUGGGAAAUUUAAACAUUAACAACAAGGACAUAUUCUGACAUAUAAAGAAAGACACAGAUAUGAGGAAAAGCAAAGAAAGUUUAUCAAGUAUACAUUUUGACUCUGAAGCAC